Colletotrichum phormii is the source of this 1079-nucleotide messenger RNA. RefSeq lists its product as uncharacterized. NCBI's taxonomy places the organism in Eukaryota, Fungi, Ascomycota, Sordariomycetes, Glomerellales, Glomerellaceae. The record is from RefSeq and is a predicted model, not a curated record. Bases 137 to 997 code for a protein of 286 amino acids. The transcript is spliced from 2 exons.
AUAAGCAGUCCCUUCCAGGCGAACUCUCAAUCUUCACGGCGCCCACCGGGCAUGCCUGCCAUCGCUGCAGCCUGCCACAUUUCCGGCCUAGUCCCUGUAGGGCGCGCCGAAGAGUCUGGACCACAGGACCUUGACCAUGCCAACGCGGAGGGGCAUGGCACGGGAAGGGGCCCAGAAGAUUGGUAACAGCACGAAAGGGGGACGAUGGACUAUCUACCUAGGUAUAUCCAUCCGUAUGGAUCUCACAAUCGCCGACGAGCACACGACCUUUGACUUGACCACGAAAACGACGCAGGACAAUGUCGCCAUUGACUGGCUACGGGGUGGACGGGAAUAUCCAUUCAGCCCUCAGGAACGCAGCAUGAGGGUCGAUUCCAGUGGGACAGCCAAUCAACCAGGGGACAAGCAGCGAACAAGCUUUGUGCCGGUGCGGGCCUCCCUGCAAAGAAAUUCGGGGCCAUCUAGGCAGACAGAAAUGAGACUGCCCGGCUUCAAAAUCCUUCUGGAAUUGCUCUUCGUAUUCCGUCGCGCACAAGGGUUUGGCGGGGAACGGUGUUGCCGGCGGUACCCUUUGAGCAGAGGCAGGCGCUGCAGAACAAGGCGAGGUGGAACUCCGUUGAGAGGCACCUGUCGUACGGAUGCUAGUGCACCGCUAGCCUCGUGGUCAGGUCACUACUGCGCAGUAGGUGUGGUGUCGUUGUACCGGUGUUGGACCGUGAUGGUGGUGUUGAGAAUCCGGGGCUUGGGAUGCCGCGGGUCGCGAUUCUGGACGUAUUCUUUGUUGACAGCACUUGGUGUCUUGCAUGACCACGGAAGGCUUGGAACGACCGUUCGACGACAUUUCCCUAUUUCGGGGCUUCAUGGGUCAUGGACGCGCAAGCUACCGUGGUAUUUGGGUUUCCAAGAGGAUGGGAAAGUCUCCGAAUACUGGGUUGUCGUGUGUCAAGAAGGGGGCCGCGGAUCCUUCUGGGUAAGGCGGACGCGGACGCGGAUGUAGACGCAAUCCGUGGCAGGGUUGGUUUUAGGCAUGCAUCUAUGUAUUCCUUCCUAGAUCCGUCCAUGAUCUGUCCGCGAUUCGU